This is a messenger RNA of Leptidea sinapis, 1550 nucleotides long. It is a transcript of the gene Pdrg1, whose product is annotated as p53 and DNA damage-regulated protein 1. Gene Ontology annotation, cellular component: prefoldin complex. Gene Ontology annotation, biological process: protein folding. NCBI's taxonomy places the organism in Eukaryota, Metazoa, Arthropoda, Insecta, Lepidoptera, Pieridae. The coding region runs from base 125 to 517 and encodes 130 amino acids. The transcript is spliced from 2 exons. The record is from RefSeq and is a predicted model, not a curated record.
ACAAUCGCGAGUAAAUCGCUUUUUUAUGAGUAUCGCUUGGCUGGAAUUAUAUACCUACCUAUUUUGUUUAAAUUUUAAACAUUUUCAUUUAUUUUUAUGUCUUUUCUUAUUCUUUUGUUGAAAUAUGGAUGAUCAAGCAAAAACCCUGAAGUAUUUAGUAAGCGUUGAAAAAUUAGCUGAGGAAAUUUUAAGUGACAAGCGUGAAAUUGUUUUGUUAGAUAAAAGAAGGAAUCAAAACCGGGAAGCGUUAAGAGAUAUAAACAAAUCAUCGCAGAAGAAGUGUUGGUUGGCAGUGGGCUCUGUUUUAGUGAAACAUAAUAUAGAAGAUACGAAAGAGUUACUAGAAAAUGACCAAAAACAAAUUAAUAUAGAAAUCAACAAGCUAAGAAGCAACCUUAAAAUUAAAGUAAAUAAUCUAAGAGAUUUGGAAAUGCAGCCCCCGGUCCCCGGUUUAAUGUUAGUCCCAAUGUCAUAUAAAGAAAGUCGAACCUUAGCUACUUCUGGGCUUAUUAAUUAGUUUACCUUAAUCUUGCUUUGCAUCUUUAAAAUAAUAGUGUCUAUCCAAUUUCCUAUGUGCAACCAAAUAUUUUCAAAUCAAGUCAUUUAAUAAUAGUUUGCUGAUUUUUGGAGAAACAAUUUUAUAUUACAAAUUUAAUAAAUAAUUUAUUGUAUACAAGACAAGAUUCUUAGUUGGCUAAAUUAAAUAAUUUAAAUUUAUUAUAGUCUUUAAGAGACAUUAAAAGAUACAAAAUUAUUGGUAUAAAAAUUUCUAGCAUGAAACCAAGAGUAGCCUAGCUGUAUUUUAGGCAAUACUAAGAUCACCUUUCAUCAAGGUGCUGGGUUAAUCCCCAAAUACCAAUGAAUUUUAAAUUAUCUUAUAUGUUAGUUUCUUCUACAUUUUUUUGGCAAAAAAUUAUCAUAAUGUGGGAAGCUACUCACCUGCAAAUAAAUUCAAAGGUUGUGUGGAAAGUUCACCAACUUGUACAGGGCCACCUUGGUUGACAAAAAACUACAGGCUCAUAAAAGCUUAAACCUGGGGCUGUUUUUCCUCAAAUCAGGAAGGCUAUAUUAGAUGUGGAGUUGAGCAAAAAAACCAGUGAACCUGUACUCAAACCAGCAAAUAUAGGAUUUGGCAUAGUAUGACAUAUUCAGUACUAAACAAUUAAAUAGUUUUACUCUGCUAUUUUUGAAUAAGUAUCCUCAUUAACAUCUUAAAAAUAUGAAUCAAGGUUGAAUAUUGCUUAUAGGCAAACUUCUAGUUCAACUAAUCGGACUGAUGCAUUCCAUUACACACUGUUCCCUGGAUGAUGACAAAAGCAAAUCACCCCAAGUACAAAGUUUCUGUUAUCCAAAAGGCAGAAGACUGGAUUUGGCCCAAGAGUACAAUUUAUUUCAGUAAAUGAUGCAAAUAUCAUCAGAGUGCUCAAUGAUACUAAUAUAGAAAAGAAAAAAUACUAUUUUGCUAUGGAAGAGGACUGCUUAGGCAAUACUAAAUUAUCAUAGUUUUAUUCAAAUUCAAAAUAUAUUUAUUUUCUCUCACAAUCACAUGA